Wasmannia auropunctata (little fire ant) is the source of this 1218-nucleotide messenger RNA. RefSeq names its product odorant receptor 4-like. The coding region runs from base 1 to 1218 and encodes 405 amino acids. Gene Ontology annotation, cellular component: plasma membrane. The record is from RefSeq and is a predicted model, not a curated record. Gene Ontology annotation, molecular function: odorant binding; olfactory receptor activity. The transcript has 5 exons. NCBI's taxonomy places the organism in Eukaryota, Metazoa, Arthropoda, Insecta, Hymenoptera, Formicidae. Gene Ontology annotation, biological process: sensory perception of smell; detection of chemical stimulus involved in sensory perception of smell.
AUGAAGCAGCGUGCUGGUAGCGAGAAUUCAGUCGCGGAUUACAGGCGAGACAAUGAUUACAGUUUGCAGUUAAAUCGCUGGAUUCUGGGCUCGAUAGGCGCUUGGCCGGAAUUACAGACGAAUUCGAUGAUGAAGAACGUCCUGAUGAAUAUCUUGCGAUUAGCGUGUCAUUCCUUAAUAGCUUUUACCAUAAUAUCUUCUGUAUUAUAUAUAAUCUUUGAAGAAAAGGACUUUCGCUUGAGGCUCAAGGCCAUUGGGCCUACGAGCCACAUUCUCAUGGGCGGAGUCAAUUACUGCUCGCUCCUGCAUCACAACGCGCGGAUACGCAUGUUCGUGGAGCACAUGGAGACCGACUGGCGGAUGGCAAAGAGAGAGCACGAUCGGGAGGUGAUGCUGCGUAACGCAAGAGUGGGACGCGUCAUAGCGGGCGUUUGCGCGCUCAUCAUGCAGGGCGGCGUGAUAUGUUACAACAUAGCGCGGGGAAUGUCGCGGAUAACCGUGGUGAUCGGCAACGAGACGAUCGAGACGGGCCGCCUGCCGUGUCCGUCGUUCAACAUGAUCGUGGACACCAGGCUCAGCCCGGUGUACGAGAUCGUGCUCGCGUUGCAGUGCCUCUCGACCAUCGUCGUCAACAACAUCACGAUCGGCGCGUGCGGCCUCGCCGCCGUUUUCGCGAUGCACGCCUCCGGCCAGCUCAACGUAGUGAUGCUACGUCUCGAGGAACUCGUCACCGAGCGGCAGGAACUCCUCCAGUCGAGACUGGCGAACAUUGUGGAGCAUCAUCUGCGAGCGUUGAAGUUUCUUUCGCAUUUGGAGGAAAUUAUGCGUGAGAUAUGUUUUGUGGAAUUAGUCGGGUGUACAUUCAACUUGUGUAUGCUAGGAUAUUACACCAUUACGGAAUGGCAGGAAGAGAGCAUAAAUACUAUAAUAACAUACGUCAUGGUACUAACAGCGAUGAUGUUUAAUAUCUUUAUAUUUUGCUUCAUUGGCGAACUCGUAACGGAUCAGUGUAAAAAAGUUGGUGAAGUAGCUUAUAUGACAAAGUGGUAUGAAUUGCCGCAUAAAACCGUUCUUGGUCUCAUUUUAAUAAUCGUGCGAUCAAGAAUUGUUAUCAAAAUCACGGCUGGAAAAAUAUUUCAUAUGUCUAUUCAAACUUUCGGUGUUGUAAUUAAAACGUCUGUCGCAUACUUAAAUAUGCUUCGAACUUUGACUAUGUAA